Penaeus indicus is the source of this 1532-nucleotide messenger RNA. RefSeq names its product serine protease inhibitor 88Ea-like. Lineage: Eukaryota; Metazoa; Arthropoda; Malacostraca; Decapoda; Penaeidae. The transcript is spliced from 6 exons. The record is from RefSeq and is a predicted model, not a curated record. Bases 275 to 1483 code for a protein of 402 amino acids. Gene Ontology annotation, molecular function: serine-type endopeptidase inhibitor activity.
UAACGUUGUCAUUCUGAAACAGAAUGCGUUUUUUGUCUUUACUUUCUUUUCCACUCCUCUCGUGAAUCAGGGAUUCCGUACGGGAAGAAAAUACUGUGGCGGGGAUGUUCCGCGUAAAGAAGAAGGCAUGUUGCAACUCGCCCGAAUGUUGUCCAGAGAUAUAAAGGCUUAAAUGUUGGGGACAACACGUUUAUUCGGUAACACGGUGUUGCUCGAUUAAUUGCUGGUGUGUCUUCUUCCUCCUCUUCCUUAUUUGGAAAGUGCAGUAAGCCCCAUGCUCUCGCCUCUGCUGCUGGUGGGGUGGGCGAUGGCGGCUCUCCCAGCGCCGGCGGCCUCGCAGUGCCUCUCCCGAAACGACCACAAAUUCCUGACGAGGGACCCGGAUCUCUUCCCUCUCGCGCCCUUCAGCCUCGGCAUCUUCAGGGAACUCGCGCCUCCCGAAGGGAAUUUCGUCCUAUCGCCCUCCAGCGUCUGGAGCGCCCUCGUCGUCGCCUACUUCGGGUCCGGCGGCAGCACAGAGCUGCAGUUGCAAAGGACGCUUCUGCUGAACGGGAAAGAAAAUGCUUUGGCGCUGUACAAAUGCGUCGUCGAGAUUUACGCUUCACAGGCGACGAAGCCCAACAACACGUUCAGCGCCGCCAGCCGGAUCUACGUGCAGGAAGGGUCGCCUCUGAAAGCCUGUGUCCGCGGCGCCCUCAAGGAGGAACUCGACGCUCUCGACUUCCAACAGCCCGACCUUGCAGCCGCGGCGAUCAACGCGUUUGUGAGCCGCGCGACCCGGGGCAAGAUUCCUCAGGCAGUGACCUCGCCCGACCUCGGCGGCGCCCGCGCGGUGCUCGUCAGCGCCGCCCACUUCGAGGGCGCGUGGGAGGAGCCGUUCCUUCCGGAGAACACCCGCAGGGAGAUUUUCUUCGCCUCGCGAGGGCGGCAGCUGCAGGUGGACAUGAUGACGCAGAGGAAUUUAUUCAAGCUAGGGUCUUCACAAGAACUGGGCGCUCGAGUGCUAGAAAUGGCGUAUAGAGGAGGAACAGCAUCCAUGUUCGUGUUCCUGCCCCUCGGCCAAGAGGAUCCGAACCAGGUGCUCCUUCGCCUCAGUCCCACCACGUUCCUGGCCGCCAUCACGUCCACGAGAGCUCAGGAAGUCGAUCUCAGUUUCCCCAAGUUCAGGGUCGGGACUGUCGUGCAACGGGAUCUCUUAACGGCUCUCGCGCGAAUGGGGAUCAACGACCUGUUUGCGGCGACCAGUGACCUGACGACCUUCUUCGCCGGGGGAGGGCGCCACCGGCUGGACUGGGCUCUCCACACGGCAGCGCUGGAGGUGGACGAGCGAGGGGCCUCGUCGGCGGCGGUCGCAGGAGCCUCUCGUGCUCCGGUCUCGACGCAGGAGCCUGUGCCCUUCCGCUGCGACAGGCCCUUCGCCUUCCUGGUUUACGACAAUGUGAAUCGCAACAUUCUCUUUGCUGGGGUCUUCAGACUGCCGUGAGUCCCAACCGAGGGGGGGGGGGGCUGUUGGGCGUGAUGGAGGCGGCAAA